UGGAAAUUUCAAACAUCACCUAUACAGGAGGUGAUUUUUUUAUGUACAAACAGUAUUUUUAUUUAUCGUUUUAGUGAAAUUAUAAAUUUUAUUUUAUUGAACUUUUGCCUGGUAACUACAUAAAUGUUGUAGGGGGUUAUGAGCUAUGGUUGGUAAGGUUGGUACGAUAAGGUGUUGUAACGGUUGUUACAGUAAGUAAGUGACACGUGUAUGUGUGGAAAGGUUUUUACUACUACAAACCAGGUGUUCACCCAUCCGGAAACAAAUAGCUGCGGACGUUACAAACUCUUAGUCGCAUUGCGCGACUGCUAGCAGCCAACGCACCGCGCCAAUCCACAUAAAUAAUUUAUUGGUUAAAACUAAUGUUUUGUAUUAUUAUUUUUUUUUUUAAUACUUAAUUUACAAAAGAGAUGCAUACCUACCUUUAAUAACCCUAGCAAAAAAACGUUAAUAACGCAUUUGUGUGGGAACAUCGUGGCUACAAUACGUUGAACAUAUAUUAUGCAGAAAAUGUCCAGCAUGAACAAUUACUUCAAUUAGCUUUAAAUAGAUAUAACUAUAGUUAUAAAUAUUUUUUUUUUGGAGAGGAGGGAUUCAACUGAAUUAUGUUGUGUUUGACGUUCAGUUAAUUUAUUAUAUUGUGAUUUGUGGAUAUUUAAUCACCAUUAAAAAUGUUUUAUUUGAGUACUUAAAACUAUUAUUUGAACAUUUGAAGGCUAGUGGGACUUGACGAUGACGCUGAGCCGUUACACUGACAUUUACGAGUAUUAUUUGUCAUCGUAUCUCACUCAUAAACACUUGUCUUUAUAGCUUUAUAAGUAAAUAGUAAAACAUUAAUGAAAACAUAAAAAUCCAAAAAUGAAAGAAUAAAUUAUUAUCUCACAGCUUUUUUAUUUAUAAUUACUGUAAAUUAAAAAAACAGGCAUGCAUAAUAUGUUCAACGCAAGGGCGGUUCCGGGGAGGGGGCGAGCCUACUUUGAAGUAGAUUAAAAUAUGUAAAUAAGUUUAUGUAAUAAAUAAGAAUAUUUUAUUUUUUAUUUUUACAUUAUCGAUAGGUACUUAUUAUAUUGAUUAGAUAAUUUAGACCUAGUAAGUAUUUAUUUACCGUGCGUUGCUCCAACGACCGCACAUCGCUACAAAAUAUAUCUUAAAUCGUUAAAACAACCAUUGUUCGAGCGAUUUUACAAUAUUACCUAAAUAAUUUUAUCGAAAUAUAACACACACCGAUUGUAUACAACUCAACUGCACAAUUGAAUCUCCUGCACCAGCAGCCACUCAUCCCCCAAACUUCCGGUACAGCUUCCGGACACGCUGCAGCAGCAGAGUAGAAUACCUACACAAUGAGCAGCCCGUGCGAAGAGUACUACCGACAUAGGUCGUCCGAAAUCGCGACCCAAUUGGCGAAGUGGACGCAGUCGGCGGUCGUCCGGGACGAGUCGUUCGUGCGGCUGUUGCGGGCCAAGGUCGAACGGCGCGCGCGACUCGCCGACGCUGUGGCCCAGGUCUCGCGGAAAGCGGUGGCCGAGACGCGGCACGCCCUCGUGGCCAACAACAAUCGCGCGGCGGCCGCGUCGGACAGGGCGGCGGCCGAGCUCGGGCAGUUCGCGGACGGUUUGCGGCGGGCCGACGACGACGGUGGCGAAGCCACCGCGGCCGAGCUAGAUGAGAUGAACGCGCGAUUACGCGAAGUGAUAAAGUUGAAGCGCGAAGCGCUCGUGAAGGCUGAGGCCGCCAACAAAGCGGCCGGCGAACUGUUGCGCCAGGAGCAGGCCGUCAGUGACCGGAUGGCGCAUAAUUUGACGGCCACCGCCGACUGCGAUGGUCCGCCAACCGAUCGGGGCGAGAGUCGAGACCACGUGUUGGAUUGUUUUCCUUGUCAAACCUUCGAAUAAUAAAUAAUUAUAUACCUACCGUUAAAAAAAUACAAAAAACUUUUUAUAUUUUUUAACCAUAAAUGUACAAUACGUAAUAACUAAUAAACAUAGGUACAGUAAACACACACUAUGAUGGAUUUCAGGAAAAAGACCCAGUCCACAAACAUUACAAAGGGC
Metopolophium dirhodum (rose-grain aphid) is the source of this 2051-nucleotide messenger RNA. RefSeq lists its product as uncharacterized. The record is from RefSeq and is a predicted model, not a curated record. Bases 1341 to 1892 code for a protein of 183 amino acids. The transcript is spliced from 2 exons. Lineage: Eukaryota; Metazoa; Arthropoda; Insecta; Hemiptera; Aphididae.